AGACGAGAGAGAUGUAAAAAGAGUGGACAGUGCUGAAUCGGUCUCUGAGUCACUGAGUCCCAACCUCUUAACACAGCACGCCCCCACGAUAGGUGCUGCCAAAGUCUGAGGGCCCAAUUGCAUUGACAACUCUCUCUCUCUCUCUCUUUCUGUUUUUAUUAAUGAAUUAUUAUUAUGAAAUAUUGUAUGGCUGUAUGUGUCUGGUCUGAUUGAUCAAAGUCUCGACUGGUCGAUUGAAUAGAACAGAGGAACUGAGAUUACUUUAUCAUUUUGGUGUACGCCAUGCCUUAUUCUUUUGCCAUCCAUGGAAACUGGAAUGAAAAGGGGUUGUUUACAUCAUUUUAUAUGUAUUUGUAUUAUACUAUUGUAUGUUUAUAUCAUUAUUAUGUACAUACAGCAGCUUUAUACUGUUCCAUGAGAGCAUGCUUCUUGCAUCGUUUAUAUUUUUUAUGGUAGCAGGGAUGGUAUGAAAAGAUGAAUUUGUGAGAUGGGUAUUGGUUUGUUAAUUUUGGGUAUUUUAUUGGGGGAUUAUGAUUAUUCUAUAUGAUUGUUGGGGUGGAUACAUGUAGAAAUGAUAAGCAGAAAGGAUUUUAAGAUAAAUUAUGAUUGAUUGGGGCACAAACUUUAUGAGUUGUUUUCUUUGUUUAUUGUUACAGUAUGAAUUAAAUGAAAAAAAAUAAUGCUGUUUUUUGGGUGUGUUGAAUGAAAAAACCUCCCUUUUGUCUUUGUGGAGGACCUCAUUUCAGUGAAAAAUAUUAUUAAUGAUGAAAAGAAGGAUAAAGAUAAAGGAGGCAAAGCAAUGGGUGGGGUGGGGAAGAAUGGUUCUGUACUGUUUUUAGCCUGUCCCCCCCACCCAACACAGUCUCUCUCUCUCUCUCUCUCUCUCUCUUAUAACAGGCCAAGGGUCCAAGUCCAAAGCCCACUACCGCAUUGGCUUUUUUUUCGCCUUUUGCUUCUGUGCUUCCUAUGCAAUUGUCUAUGUCUGCUGCUUCUGCUCCCCCUUCUCAGUACUGCAAAUGGGGGAGGAAUCAUACUUUGAAUUUCUUGUUAUUAUUUGAUACCCCUCUCUUUUCUUCCCGUCUUUUAGCCUUCUGGGUAUCCCUCCAAGCAUGACUUUCUGCUUCUCUUCUUCUCCAUUGAUCUCUCUCUCUCUCUUCUUCUUCUUCUUCUUCUUCUACUACUACUGUUCUAGCUACCCCUCAACUUAUGAACUUCUUGCCAUGAUUUGACUUCAUUUCCAAUUUUCUAUUGCUCUGGCUUUGUGGGUGCCCUUCCAAGCCACUUGAUUGCCGUCAUACGCCCCCACCCCUACUUUUCUUUGUUUAUGUUGUUUUUUGUUGGUGGGCUGGUUUCUCUGGGUUUGCUUUAUUCAACAACAUUGAGAACAAUACUGGGUUUUCAUGGAAAUUGAUCUGAACCAUGCAGUGACUGAGGUGGAGAAUGCUUGUUGUAAUGGAGAUUGUGACAAGGGUGGCUGUGUUCAUUGCCUCUCUUCUUCUUCUUCAUCUUCAUCUUCUUCGAAUUCCUCCUCUUCUCCUGCCGCUUCUUCCAUUUAUUUGGAGCUCUGGCACGCUUGCGCUGGCCCUCUCACCUCACUGCCCAAGAAAGGAAAUGUGGUUGUGUACUUCCCGCAGGGUCACCUGGAACAGGCUGCCUCCUCCUCCCCUUUUCCUCCCAUGGAGAUGCCCACCUGUGAUCUCCAACCCCAAAUCUUCUGCAGAGUUGUAAAUGUUCAGCUGCUUGCUAAUAAGGAGAAUGAUGAGGUCUAUACCCAGGUCACUUUACUUCCUCAACCAGAGAUGAUGGAGUUGAAUUUAGAGGGGAAAGGGGCUGAGGGGGUGGGGCUGGAUGAGGAGGGAGUUGGAGGAUUAACCCCAAAAUCAACCCCACACAUGUUCUGCAAAACACUCACAGCUUCUGAUACCAGCACCCACGGUGGAUUCUCUGUUCCGCGCAGAGCUGCUGAGGACUGUUUCCCACCUUUGGAUUAUGAACAACAAAGGCCCUCUCAAGAGCUUGUUGCCAAGGACCUUCAUGGAGUGGAGUGGAAGUUUCGUCAUAUUUAUCGAGGUCAGCCAAGGCGCCAUCUGCUAACUACUGGAUGGAGUAUUUUUGUUAACCAAAAGAAUCUUGUCUCUGGGGAUGCAGUCCUCUUUUUGAGGGGUGAAGGUGGAGAGCUGAGAUUGGGAAUUAGAAGAGCAGUUCGACCAAGAAAUGGUCUUCCUGACUCAAUUGUUGGCAACCAGAAUUCACAUCCCAAUGUUCUUUCUUUGGUGGCUAAUGCAAUCUCCACCAGAAGCAUGUUCCACGUUUUCUACAGUCCAAGGGCAAGCCAUGCGGAAUUUGUCAUACCUUACCAAAAAUUUAUGAAGAGCAUUACCAAUCCGAUAUCCAUUGGAACAAGAUUCAAAAUGAGACUAGAAAUGGAUGAUUCUCCAGAAAGAAGGUGCAGUGGUUUAGUGACUGGGAUAGGUGAUGUGGAUCUUUUUCGAUGGCCAAACUCAAAGUGGAGAUGCUUGAUGGUCAGGUGGGAUGAAGAUAUUGUCAGUGAUCAUCAAGAACGAGUGUCCCCAUGGGAGAUUGAUCCUUCUGUAUCUAUCCCUCCCUUGAGCAUCCAAUCCUCGCCAAGGCUGAAAAAGCUGCGCACCAGUUUGCAGCCAACUCCGCCCAACAAUCCCGUAUCUGGAGGGGGUGGGUUUUUGGACUUUGAGGAUUCUGUUAGAUCCUCUAAGGUCUUGCAAGGUCAAGAAAAUGCAGGUUUUGUAUCACCGCUAUAUGGGCGUGAUAAGAUAAACCGCUCGCUGGAUUUUGAUAUGCAAUCCCCAGCACAUCAGAGUCUUGCAUCAAAUGGAUUACAAAGGAAAAAUAUUAGUGACUAUAUGAGGGUUCAGCCCACUAAUUACACAGGCUUUGUGGAAUCUGAUAGAUUCCCUAAGGUCUUGCAAGGUCAAGAAAUAUGCCCCUUGAGAUCCCUGACAGGAAAGGGCAAUUUCAACCUAAGCUCUUGGGGAAAACAUGAUCUCAGUUGCCAUUUUCUUAACAUGUAUCAAGGAUCCAAACCCAAUUUCUACCCACUAGCUUCAGAAGGUGUUAGAGACAUGUAUGUUCCGCACAACAACAUUUACAAAGCUGGCCAAGAUCCUGUAUUGCCCUCUUAUACAACUAGUUUCCCUAGAGAAAACAUUCCAUUCAGCAGCAUGCCUUCUGUUGCCGGUGGGAUUAUCAGGGAUGAAGUUAGAAAGCCAAAUCUACCAAACGAGCAGAAGUCAUUGGAAAAUUUAUAUGCUCCUCCCACUUUAGGGGCAAAUCUGAAAAAUCAGAAAGAUGAUGCCUUUAAUGGGACCAUGGCUGGCUGCAAAUUGUUUGGAUUCUCCUUGACUGGAGAAGCCCCUCAAAACCCGCAAAGUUCCAGUAAAAGGAGUUGCACGAAGGUCCACAAGCAAGGCAACUUGGUGGGAAGAGCUAUCGAUCUGUCAAGACUAAACGGCUAUGAUGACUUGCUGAGUGAACUAGAGCGGCUUUUUAGCAUGGACGGCCUUUUGCAUGACCCUCAUAAGGGAUGGCGGAUCUUGUACACAGAUAGUGAGAAUGAUGUGAUUGCUGUUGGGGAUGAGCCAUGGAAUGAGUUUUGUAACGUGGUAUCCAAGAUCCACAUAUAUACUCGAGAGGAAGUGGAGAAGAUGACAAUCGGAAUGAACAGCGAUGAUACCCAAAGUUGCUUGGAAGAAGCUCCAGCAAUAAUCGAUGUGUCGAAGUCCUCAUCAGUGGGGCAGCCAGAUUCUUCACCCACUGUGGUUAGGAUUUGAGAUGCCCGGCUAUCUUAAGAAGUACUAUGUUUGCUACUUUGGUAUGUGUAUUAAAUCUACUCCUGAACCUUGUAACUUUUUUUUAAAUUGCAGUAGCUGUGAUUCUCAAUGAAACUUGAUGAUAAUUAAAUUGGAUCUUUAAAAAACCAUUUCAAA
Molecule: messenger RNA, 3962 nt
Organism: Malania oleifera
Lineage: Eukaryota; Viridiplantae; Streptophyta; Magnoliopsida; Santalales; Ximeniaceae
Product: auxin response factor 4
Exons: 12
Coding region: 1401-3806 (801 amino acids)
Biological process (GO): regulation of DNA-templated transcription; response to hormone
Cellular component (GO): nucleus
Molecular function (GO): protein binding; DNA binding
Source: RefSeq, a predicted model, not a curated record